Molecule: messenger RNA, 417 nt
Organism: Porites lobata
Lineage: Eukaryota; Metazoa; Cnidaria; Anthozoa; Scleractinia; Poritidae
Source: the annotation of a GenBank genome assembly
AUGAACUUGAAAGUGACAGGCAUCAUGGCUACUGGGACGAAGAUGCUUCAUUUUAAACAUAAACACCUGACUUUCAAAGAUUCCCUUUGCUUCCUGAAUAUGCCACUGACCAAUUUUACCAAGACCUUUGGAUUGAAAGAGCUGAAAAAAGGUUGGUUUCCACACAAGUUUUCCAAGUUAGAAAAUUUGGACUAUGAAGAUCAGAUUCCAUCCCUUCAGUUUUUUGAACCAGCUCAAAUGAAUAAAGAGAAGAAAGAAGAAUAUGAAACUUGGCAUGCAGAACAAGUGAUAGAAGGAAAGAUUUGGAACUUCCAAACAGAAAUGUUAGAAUAUUGCAAAAGUGAUGUCAAGCUGUUGAAGGAAGGUUGCCUCAAAUUUGCAAAGAUACCAAGCGAGAUGCAGGGCUCAAUCCACUGA